GCUGCUAAGCUCCAGGCCUCUGGACUGUGGCCGGCUGGACCUGGACUCAGGCGGCACGGGUGGCCGUCAGACCGUGGCCGCUCUCGGUCACGCCGGAGUAGCUGCCGGAACUCGUCGGGGUUCCGACACCAUAGCCGUAUCCUGCCAUUUUUCACUCACUGACCUGCGGGCGCGGGCACGUGGGCGGGCGGUGGGGGACGGAGCUCGCCAUCCCCGAGACCGCCGAUUGGCUGCGUCUGUUUUCCUUCCCCUUCCUGGCUGGGGCUUUCUGGUGCACGUGACUGCAGCGGGCUCUCCGAGGGGAGACACUUUGUUUUAGUAAUGCAGCGUUAAUCUAGCCGGAAGAGCUCUCGAUCAGCGACAGUUUCCAGAAAUAGUUUGGGUUUAUAUUAUUUUUUUGAUAGGUAGAAAAUGUUGGCAUUCCACGCAAGUAUUUUACUGGCGACUUAAGUGACUAUUUUUCUCGGAAAUGCUGUAUAUUUUCUCACCCAGUUGCUCAUAUCCUUAUUUUUCAUGACAUAUCUUGAUGACAAUCUAUGCAAAAAAUAUAUAAGGAUGAUAACUAAUAUAGUUAUAUUGAGCCUGGUCAUUUGCAUUUCUUUAGCUUUCUGGAUUAUAUCUAUGACUGCAAGCACCUAUUAUGGUAAUUUACAUCCUAUUUCUCCUUGGCGUUGGCUGUUUUCUGUUGUUGUUCCUGUUUUGAUUGUAUCUAAUGGCUUUAAAAAGAAAAGUCUAGAUCACAGUGGAGCUUUAGGAGCGCUAAUAGUUGGAUUUAUCCUAAGCAUUGCAAAUUUCAGCUUUUUUACCUCUUUGCUGAUGUUUUUCCUUUCUUCUUCAAAACUCACUAAAUGGAAGGGAGAAAUAAAGAAGCAUCUAGAUUCAGAAUAUAAAGAAGGUGGGCAGAGGAAUUGGCUUCAGGUGUUCUGUAAUGGAGCCAUACCCACAGAGCUGGCCCUACUGUACAUGAUAGAAAAUGGCCCCGGGGAAAUCCCAAUAGAUUUUUCCAAGCAGCACACUGCUUCCUGGAUGUGUUUGUCUCUCUUGGCUGCACUGGCCAGCUGUGCUGGUGACACAUGGGCUUCAGAAAUUGGUCCAGUUCUGAGUAAAAGCCCACCAAGGCUAAUAACAACAUGGGAGAAAGUUCCAACUGGGACCAAUGGAGGGGUUACAGUGGUGGGCCUUGCUUCCAGUCUUCUUGGUGGCACCUUUGUGGGCAUUGCCUACUUCCUCACACAGUUGAUUUUUGUUAAUGAUUUGGACAUUUCUGCUCCCCAAUGGCCAAUUAUUGCAUUUGGGGGUCUAGCUGGAUUAUUGGGAUCAAUUGUGGACUCAUAUUUAGGAGCUACAAUGCAAUUUACAGGUUUGGAUGAAAGCACUGGCAUGGUGGUCAACAGCCCAACAAAUGAGGUGAAGCACAUAGCAGGGAAACCCAUUCUUGACAACAAUGCGGUGAACCUGUUUUCUUCAGUCCUCAUUGCGCUCUUGCUCCCAACAGCUGCUUGGGGUUUCUGGCCCAGGGAAUGAACUUCAUCUCAUUUACAAAGAUUGAAACUGCGGUAAAUUCAGCUAAAUGUGCAGUUCCAAAUUUCAUCCUAAGAAGAAUAACUGUGGCAAAGAGGAAGUGCCAGCACCUCUCAUAUUUCAUUGUGAUGGAAUUCUACAUUUUUUUCUCUCCUCUACUCAUUUGUAACAGCUAACAUAUUCCAGUGAAAGACAAGAGUAUGUAGAACUUACCCAUUUUUCUCUGCUGCUGAAUGGAGCCUCUUGAGCAAUGAAGCUACAAUGCCUCUACAAUGCCCCACAAUAAUAUUGGUGUAUAUUGAACUGAAAGCUAAUAUGUUGAACUGAAAGUUCCUACAUGAUAGAUAAAAAUUUUGUUUUGCUUGCUUAAACCAGUGUGAGGAUUAAAAGUCAUAAAAUUUAAAAAUGGUUCUCAGCUAUGCCAGAGAAAUGCCACUGUGCCAGUUACCCAAAUGUUAUAUCUAUUUUAAGUGGUUUAAACGGAUAUGUGUGGAACCCUGAGUAAGUGUAGUAUCCUGGAGUUCUUCCACUACUUGCCACUUAUAAUUUUGAAAAGUAUGGAGUUUGAUUUCUAGUGAGCUGUGAGGCCUACUCCACAUUUGUUCUUCCAUCCUCAGUGUUAGUAAUGAAAAAAAAGUAAAUAUCUUUUUCAUAUGACCAUUAGAAUGCAUGAAAAAAAUAUUUUUAAAUAAAAGGAAGAGAGAUCUACCCUGUAUCUAAAAAACGUACACCCUUCCUAUAUAUUUUAGUUGAUCUCUGAGCGGAAAUUAUCUCAAAUUUAAUAUUUUUUAAUGUAUCUUCUACCCAUCU
This is a messenger RNA of Molossus molossus (Pallas's mastiff bat), 2331 nucleotides long. RefSeq names its product transmembrane protein 19 (gene FAABTP). The coding region runs from base 514 to 1524 and encodes 336 amino acids. The transcript has 6 exons. The record is from RefSeq and is a predicted model, not a curated record. Gene Ontology annotation, cellular component: membrane. Lineage: Eukaryota; Metazoa; Chordata; Mammalia; Chiroptera; Molossidae.